Molecule: messenger RNA, 708 nt
Organism: Miscanthus lutarioriparius
Lineage: Eukaryota; Viridiplantae; Streptophyta; Magnoliopsida; Poales; Poaceae
Source: the annotation of a GenBank genome assembly
AUGGGAAGUACCCGAUCUGAUUCAUUCCCAAUCCUCGGGAGUGCCAACACCUAUGGUGAUGACUCGCCCGAACCAACCCCUUCAGGCUGUCAUGCUAUCGUCCGGAUCUCCUACAGAGAAACUGAAAACCCACGUCAUACUGAUUGGGAUCCCCAUGAUGAUGACUUCAGCUCAAACCUAGUCGAGGUCACCAUCCACAAUCUCAGCCAGGGCGGUACCAUCCUGGAACAAUCGAACUCCUCCGAUGAGAGCGAUCGACACCAUGACAUGGGAGCCACCAAGCUCGCUAACACAGCAGCUCCGUGCCUUUCUCUCUACGACCGUUACCAGUCACGUGGAGUUAGCCACAAGGAUGUUGACGAUGAUUACAUCAUCUUGCAUACACGUAGUUGCGAUCUCGGUGUGAACGGUCAUGAGGGGAACGGGUUUCGUGCUCCCAACAUUGAAAAACAUGACAGUGAGACAGACCCAAAGAUUUGGCUGAUUCAGUACCUUCCGGUCUACCUCACCGACUCCGCCAAAAACUGGCUAAACAACCUUCAGGAAGGCAUGAUCAAGCGAUGGGCUGACCUCGAGAAGGCGUUCUGUAAUCACUUUGAAGGAGCUUUUACUAAGCCAGGCACCUCGUGGGACCUCAUGGGAUGCAAAUGCAAGACCAGCGAGAGUCUCCUUGAUUACAUAAGGCGUUUCACACAGCUGCAAGAAUAA